Coffea arabica (coffee) is the source of this 1999-nucleotide messenger RNA. RefSeq lists its product as uncharacterized. Gene Ontology annotation, biological process: regulation of DNA-templated transcription. The record is from RefSeq and is a predicted model, not a curated record. NCBI's taxonomy places the organism in Eukaryota, Viridiplantae, Streptophyta, Magnoliopsida, Gentianales, Rubiaceae. Gene Ontology annotation, molecular function: DNA-binding transcription factor activity; DNA binding.
ACUACUACUACUUUUUUACUCUAUUCUGUGUCAGGCUCUCACUGAAUAUAAAAUUGAUUCCUCUCUUCCAGAACAAACCCCUUUUUCAGUUCUCACUCUCCAGCCUCUACCCUUUCUUUUACCCCCCACCCUCCCAACAAAUAUUUUUUGUCUCUUUCCUAAUAUCCCCACCCUCCGAAGUCUCCUCAGCACCUGCUAAAUCCAAGUACCAAUAUUCCACCCAUACUACCAGACAAGGCCAACUCAAAAUGUCCUCGGAAACCGGUGACCCACGGCCGGCGAGGCUGUCAACCAUGGCAACGAGGCCAUCGGAGCCUGAGCACCUCCCAUGCCCCCGCUGCGACUCCACCAACACCAAGUUCUGUUACUACAACAACUACAACCUCUCUCAGCCCCGCCACUUCUGCAAAUCUUGCCGCCGUUACUGGACUCGCGGCGGAACCCUCCGCAACGUCCCCGUCGGCGGUGGCUCCCGCAAGUCUUCUUCCUCAUCCUCCUCCUCUAGCUCCUCUUCCAACAAACGUCCCCGCACCGCAUCCGGCACUAACAGCCCAACCGCCACCACUCCCACUGCGUCGUCUUCUUCUGAUAGUAUGGCCCAGGCCCACCAUCAUGAGCCGCCCCUGCAUGCGAACCCGGUAGCCAUGCUUCCCCAAAUGGGUUCCGGGUCAGGCCCCACGGCGGGUCACUUAAUGGGCUGCGAGGUGAACCUGAAUGAGGCCGUCCCAGAAGCUUCCAGCUUCAGUACUUUGCUGACCACCACGCCGGGCAACAUGUUCCCAUUCGGAGGCGGAUACGGGCUCGGGCUCGGGCCGGGCCUGCAUGGUUUGGGAUUCGGGCUUGGGGGGAUGGACUGGCCCAUGGAGUCAGUCGUAGCGGGUCAAGGGAAUGGCGGCGGCGUGGGCGGAGCUGGAGUUGGAGUGGGAGGAGGGGAUGGGAUGAGUGAUGGUUCGGGCGCAGGGGGUUCUUCUUCGUCAGGGUGUAACAACACGUGGCAGAUGGGCAGUGGGGUUGAAGGCGGUUUAGCCGAGGGUGAUUGCUUUGGUUGGCCGGACCUGGCAAUAUCAAUGCCAGGCAAGGGUCUCAAGUGAAAAGAAAACCACUUACUUUUUUUAGUCUUUCGAGAGAAUGGACAAAAGAUAGGCUUUUUGUUGUAUUUUGUUUUUUUUUGGGCCUUGAGGAUCGAGUGGACUUACUUUUUGUUACUUGGCUUGUCGGUUCUUCUCCUCUCUCUCUCUCAGUGUCUUAGGUAUGGCCUUUUCGUUUGCGCCUUUGCGGUAGCUUAUGUAGUCUAGGAAUACACGUACUGAUUACUUAGUACUCCGGUAGUUAAAUAUGUACUAUUAGUAUAUGAUCUGCCUAUAUGGAUUUGAUGAUGAUCAGCAUUUUGGCAUUCGGCAAGCCACACAUUUCUGUCUUGGGCUUUGCUUUGUUUGAUAUAUUAACAAAAGGGUUUCUUGUAUACGUAUUGGGGUUGCAUUCUUUGGACGACAUGUAAGGAAACAAAACAAAGUAGUAGUAGUAGUAGAAGAUUUUCCGGGCCAGCCUUCUCGUUCUCUGAUUUUGAGUUGUUUUACUUUUUGUAGUUGCAUUUUUUUAGUAUCUGUUCAUUUGCACUUGUUCUUCCGGACUAGCUUAGAUUAGAUAGGGUCGAAUCUUUGACAGCCUCCGCAGGCGAUGGGUGUGAGUUAGGCUCCUUUUCGGUUGGGUCGGGUGUGAUGAUGGUAGCUAGUAGUAUUAGAUGUUCAUUAAUUCAAUCAGGUGCAUCCUCUUUUGUCUUUCACUGGUGUGCAUUUUGAAACUGAAAUCAUGUAACGAGGAGGGAAUAGGUAAAGGCUUGCCAUCUGCUGCCAUACUGUUAAUAACUGUCUACUACGACUGAACUCGAUCAUGAAAAAGGCUGAUAGGUUUGCAGCAAUGUGGAAUAGUGAGCCUAGUAUUGUCCGGGUGACUAUACAUAUAUACAUGGCUGAAUUGGUUCCGAAGCCUGAAAGCCUCA